CGCGCCAGUAAUGGCGUCAAACUCAACCUCACAGCGUCGUCAUUAACAGAGUUGCCGGCAAAUAUGAAUGGAAAUAUAUCCAAACUUGUUGCGUGCCACAAUAAAUUAUCUGUUCUAGCCAACACCACCUUCAGUUCUACAGGAAAACUUCAAGCAAUCAUACUUAGAUAUAAUGAGAUCCAUAAGUUGGAAACCGGAACAUUUAGGUAUCUUAACGAGCUUCAGGAACUUGAUUUGGGCUACAAUCUUAUUGAGUAUGUGGACGAAAAUCUGUUUAAAUACAGCCGUCUCUAUAAGCUUAACUUGGAACAUAAUUCCAUUAGCUAUUUUAGUCCGAACAUGUUGAAAUAUGCCAAUGAUUUUUGGAAACUUACAAUCGGACAUAAUAACAUCAGUGAAGUCCAUGCAUACACAUUUUUAAAUACUUCUAUAAUGGAAAUAGAUAUUUCGAGAAAUGUCAUAAAUGUAAUAGAUCAUAAGGUGUUUCAGAAUAAUGGAAAAAUAAGUAAACUGGAUAUGAGCAGUAAUGUGAUUUCGGAACUUCAUUGCGAUAUCUUAAAGUCAGCACACGUUCUGAGGCAUUUGAACAUAAGCCACAAUAAAAUUAUAUCUCUUGAUGUUAACCUAUUUAGUAACAACAUUUAUCUGGAGAUACUAGACUUAAGUAACAAUGCUAUAGAACAUAUUAAACCAACAACUUUCAAAAACAACAGUGGACUAGAUAUUUUGGACAUGAGUAACAACAAACUUUUCUCAUUACAUAAAGAUAUAUUCUUAUACAAUGUUGGCAUUACAUCAAUAGAUAUCAGCUGUAACAAUAUAGGUUACAUUCAUCCUGAUACUUUUAAAGAGAACAAGGAGCUUUCAGUAUUGAACAUGAGGGAAAACAAGUUAGGAAUUAAGGACGAACAAAUCUUCUUUCACAACAGUAAACUUCAGAUGAUUGACUUAAGUAGGAACAUAAUUGCAACCAUUAAUCCAAAGACUUUCGUGGGAAAUACUGAAAUUCGACAUCUGAACAUGAGUGCCAACAUUAUCACAGAACUUAUCCCAGGUACUUUUGACAAUAACAGAAAUCUUAUCGAUGUUGAUAUCAGCUAUAAUAUGAUAACCGAUUUGGACCAUAAAAUAUUUUCAGUGAUUCCAGUUAAAAUCUUAAACCUUCGUGGAAACAAACUGUCAAUAAAAGAGAAAUACGUGCCAUUCUUGAACGCAUCUAUUUUGGAGAAACUUGACUUGGGUUCUUGUGGAAUCACCACAUUACCACCCAAAACAUUCCAAGGUAUGUUGAAUCUGAAGGAACUCGCGCUGGAUAACAAUCACUUGAAACUCCCAGUCCGUUCUGGCCCAGAAAACAACGUAUUCAGAAAUCUGCAUCAGUUGUCAAAACUGGAUCUCUCUAGAAAUAACAUAACAGUAAUGAGUUCUAGUUUAUUAAAUGACACGAAUAAUUUGAAAUUAUUGAAUUUAUCUUUUAAUCCUGUAAUAUGCAACGGCUGUAGAACUGAAGAUAUUGGGAUUUGGUGUAGUACAAGAAGUGUUCAGUGUGUUGCAAGAUGUAAUUCUGAGGAAGGAACUGUGACAUCUGUGAGCUGCAUGAAUUCCGCAUCUAAAAACAAGAGCAUGUCGCAUAGAGUUGCAAAAGUAAGUGUGCGAAAUAUUCAGCAUCGUAACUCACAAUCACAGGUCGUCAAUAAGAAAGAGCUGGGUGAAAGUAAAACUGACGUGAGGGGACAAGUCAUUUCUGUUGCGGCGUUUGUAUCUCUGGGGGUGUGCUGUGCCCUUAUUUUAACUGGAUCUGUGCUGGCGGUCAUCAUUACAAGAAGACGACGAAGGCGGGAGAGAAGUCGUCAUUACCUGGACUAAUGCCUAAUUAAUGAAUUUUAAACAAUGGCCGCGCGGGCUUUGGGCGAUCGGUUCUUGGGGCCGUCGGUUCGAAUCCCGCUCAAGGCAUGGAUGUAGGCCAUACGACGAGCUGAUUACUUGUACGUGCAAGCAGUCACACCAAAUGUCUAAAUAGAUUAAGACGUCGAGGUCCUUCAAGGACUGUAGAGCGCAAAUAAAUCUGUACGUCUAACCUCUCA
Messenger RNA from Zootermopsis nevadensis, 2084 nucleotides. RefSeq lists its product as uncharacterized. Lineage: Eukaryota; Metazoa; Arthropoda; Insecta; Blattodea; Termopsidae. The record is from RefSeq and is a predicted model, not a curated record. Gene Ontology annotation, molecular function: protein binding. Gene Ontology annotation, cellular component: plasma membrane.